UAUCCAUAAAAUCUAAAAAACUGAGUGUAUCAUCCAUUUUUUGUAUCAAGAUGGAUUCUCUUGGUCUGGUUCAGCCUCUCCACAAACUCUCUUCCACCAUUUUCUUUUCAAGGCAGCGAAGAAGUCCUCGUUUGAUUCCUUUCUCAUCCUCCCUGAAACCACCGUUACCCUCGAAAAGACUCAAUCUUUCGAAACCCUCUACCCUCACAUUUGCUCUUGCUGAAUCAGGUUCUCCUCAGCCUUUAGAAACAAGCUCGAAAUCUCUUCUCCUACAACUCUCUAAGUGUUUCGAUCUUCCAUCAGAUUACUUCCAGCAGCUACCAAGUGAUCUUCGUCUCGAUGUAAGCUUCCCUUCUUCCUCACUGCUUAGUGAUUUGCAACGCCUUCUUUUAAUUUUAUCUUGCCAGUUAAAUGAUGCUGCCUUUGAUCUCUCCAAUGGACCCAUCAUCGAUGAGUGUGGUCAAGAGCUUGGGGAGACGUUACUGAAUCUGUCGCGUGCUUGGGAACAAGCUGACACAUCAACCUCUCGUAGUUUAGUGAAGAAACUUCCCGAACUGGAAUCUUCAUUAACAGAUGGUGCCAAAUCAGCCUUUGGGAGGCGUCUGAUAUCUGCUGGAAGAAGGUUCAGGGGAAUGGGACAGUAUGGUCAAGGUGAAUUACAGAAGAUUGCUAAAGCGAUGAUUACAACUGGAGAGGUCCUAUCUGCAAAUACGUCACCUGCCUCAGUUGGAAAUGAAUCAAAGUCAAACACGAGGAUGUUUAAGUUUGGGGAGCUUCAGGUUGCUGUGAGUCCAGAGAAAGCAUACGCUGGAGCUGCCAUUGCAUUUGUCUUUGGGAUACUUUCAUGGCAAAUCAGUCAGGGAAUCCAAAGCAUACCAGAGAGCUCAUUGCAGUAUGCUAAUGACAAUGCGUUGGUACUCGCAAAGUCUCUAAGAGGGACUCUUCUAGCUACGUUUUAUGCGUCAGCCGUCUUGUCAGGCUUCACAACAGCUGGGCUUCUCCUUCUCGCUAAGCAGCUUUCAUCAGAGAAAGACUCAUCAUAAUCCUUCUAGGAUGAUCUCUAAUAUUAAUAAUGUUUAUUAUUGUUUCUACUACAUACAACCUUUAAUUCUGUCUAGUAAACUGUGGAAUGGGUUGAGUUGUACUUUGUUUUAGAGCAAAUGAAAUCUCUUUGAUA
Molecule: messenger RNA, 1177 nt
Organism: Brassica rapa (field mustard)
Lineage: Eukaryota; Viridiplantae; Streptophyta; Magnoliopsida; Brassicales; Brassicaceae
Cellular component (GO): chloroplast
Source: RefSeq, a predicted model, not a curated record